GAGAGAGAGAGAGAAACAAGGGGCGGUGCGUCGCGACGCAGAGUGGCGCGACGCGCGAGAGACGACGAUACGAGACGAGCCGAUCGCUCCUCUCGGUCGGCUCGGUCGUAGCGGAGCGGACAGGAGCGGAGCGGAGAGCGCAAAGCCCACACCAUACCGCACACCACCAGCUUGCUCGCACGCUCGCUCGCAAUAACUCUAAAUUCGAGGCAAGAUGGCGGCCGCAGCGACGGAGGCCCCAUCCGCGCACCUCGCGCUCGCCACGGGCGAAAAGAUCCUCGUGACCGUCGAAUCCGCGCUGCCCGACAUCCUCGUGGUAUCCUUCGUCCACGGCGCCAAGUGCUUCCAAGGUGCGCUCCUCGACUCCGCCAAGAGAGGCCUUCCCUGCGGUGUUCAACCCCCGGAACCAGUACCGGACCCUGAUGGCGACAAGCUGGCGACGAUCGCCGCGCGCUUCAGCUACUUUCAGGAACGGAAAAACGCGUCGUCCGCGUCGUCGACCGCCGUUGUCGCCAAGGUUGACCUUCGCAGGAACAUUAAUCCGCCCGCCAGAUACAAGAACGCGAGACCCACGGUGAGAUUGAGGCCUCGUCAGGUACUCUGUAGCAAAUGCCGAUCGAUAUGUAACGAAAACAGCGAGAAUGUCGACGUGAGCAGGAAGCGAAAGCAUGAAGAAGCGCAACGACAAUCGCAGCAGCUGGUUCCGGGCUCGACGAGAAGAAGUGAUCGACGUUGCGGUCAACAACCGCAGAAGACACAGCGAACGCUGUUAUCGGAGUGUCAGAUUGAAAAUUCGACCUCCAAUCAAGCGACGACGAAGACGACAACCUCGAGUGGUGAUUCGUCGAAGCUAGGGGCGUCGUUGAUUCCGAAAUUGUCCAGAUUGCAGCCUAAUGAGAUUAGUAACGCAAUGCAAAGCUCCGGUCAAUUAUCUGACAAGGUGAAGGUUGCAGCGAGCGCGCAAUCUACGCAUUGGCCUGUUAGCAACGAGGAGGAGGCGUCUUUAAGGAAUGUAUUAACGUCAUCACAGGAACGAGUGGAAUCGUCCGCCGACUGUGACAACAAUCCUUCAAUGGCCUAUUGCGCUACGCCGAGAAGGCUAAGUAGUUCGUCGGUGGAAAGCGCGAAAGUUCCUGAGGAGGAGGAAAAGAAAACCUUUGCGGCCGCGGAUUCGACGAUGAGAUUGAAAACUGGCAGAGUACCGAGGAAGAAACGCUCGGUGGGUUCGAUGGAGGAUCUCUGGGACGAAUCAGUAUUUGAGGAUCCUACGAGGACCGCCAGAACCACGCCGGUGAUCAAAAUCUCUUUUGGCGCGCAGGGCGAGGGAACUGUGCUUAAAAUACCUGCGAAACCUCAAGAUCCUGAUGCGUACGAGCAGGAGACCGAUGACACUGACGAUAUCCAACAAGAAAGAGAUCCCUUGGAAUUACCCAGAUCCUUCGGCAAUGAUUACGAGGGCGAGGAGGAUGGGCAAGAGCAAGUAGAUCCUCAGAAGCAGGGUGGUGUGGUAAAGGACGCCAGCGCGAAGGCGGCGAAACGGGCUUUAAAGAAAGCGAAAAAGGAAGCUAGGAGGAAGAUGUUGGGCGGAGUGUCACCAGCGAGAUCGCCUUGCAACGGAUCGCCGAGAUACAACCCCACGUACGAUCCACUUUCAUACCAUCGUCGGAAGCAUAAGGUGAAGCAUAAAAAGAAGCACAAGGAGGGCCGGAAGCACAAGAAUCAGCCACAACAAGAACAACCCGAGUCUGAGCAACCUUGUCCGGAUUCCGCGGAACAGGAACAAGAGCAGGAGCAGGAGCAACAACAACAGCAGCAUCAGCAAAACUGGAACGUUUUGCCAGGCAACGGUGAAUCCUACAGAGCUAUCAAGGAGCAGUGCCUGAAGCAAAAACUGUCGAUAUCCUUGAAGAGGCUCAACACGAACGCGUAUGCACGCUGCGAUUAUCCCGUGAGUAAUGCAUCCUCUGGCUGCAAGAGCUCUGGCGGUAGUAGCGACGAGUUGAGCGAGCACGAGCCAGAAGUAGAGACCGCGCCGGACUUUCCGCCGCAUCAGUCGCAUCCUCUGGUCAUGCGCCUGGCCGCUACACCUGUGGCACACUGCCUCACGGCCAAUGGCAGGCGAAUGGACGUGGGCGACGUUGUCUGGGGCAAAAUUCAUGGUUUUCCUUGGUGGCCCGGCAAGGUCCUAAGUAUCACAGUGUCCUGCAAGGAAGACGGCACCUCGUCGGGUCCUCAAGCUCACGUGGCUUGGUACGGAUCGUCAACGAGUUCGCUAAUGUCCUGCGAUCAACUGAGCCCCUUCCUGGAAACCUUUAAAACGCGGUAUAACAAGAAGAAGCGCGGCCCGUACAAGGAAGCAAUACGGCAGGCCCAGAAUGAAGCUCGGAGUCAAGUCACGCCUAACUCGACCAGCAGCGUGUUGAACGUCUGCGGCUCGCCCCGCGAGGUCAACGUCCUCUCCUAAGGGAAGUUCUCUGGUAACCAUUCCUUACUGCCGAGCAUCCGUCGGCGUGAUAAUUAAAGCGCUCGCGGCAAGAAAGUACCGACUGAGACACUAUCAGAAAAUAAUUUACAUCUCCGAACUUUUGUUUAACAUUUUUUAUCGACGCUGUUGUUUUCGUCAAAUUUUGCAUAUUAGUUGUAAAGAUUUUUGUGAAAUAUUGAGGGUUUAAUUUGUAGAGCUUAUGUGAUAAAUUUAAACACUUGCAUAUUAAAGUCUUUGGAAUCUUUAAUUGUGAUUUUCGGAUUUUGAAUCCGCGAUUGUUUUGAACUUACGAAGCUUGAAGUGUUUUGAUUAUAGAUCUUUGACAAGAUUUUUAUAAUCGAUUUUGUCGUACAUUUCUUUAUUUAGUAAUAAUUAUUACUAUUGAUGACGAUAAUGACCGAAGUCCGAUGAGAUAACGCUUUGACGUCACAUGUAUGAGUUAACGCUGACUUCCCAUGAGCGCUUGCAUUAAUGACGGAUCGGAAUUGUCGUGUAACAUAUAAAAUUUUGUACAUACCCUUUAGCGCUAAUGAAAUAGUUAUUGAUCGAUGUUCUGUCAGCUAUUUGUUUCGCAAUCAAUCGCUUGGAGCUAGUCGCAUCGGUAGACCCGAUUAACUAUCGUCGAUUAAUUUGAUUUUUCGUUUCAUAAAUAACAACUUUAAUUAUAUUGCUAAAAAAUAAAUAUUUUUUAAAUUGAUUGUUGACAUGGUUGUAAUAUCUUUAAAUUUUUUUCGACCUUUGAAUUUCUAAGAAUUUAUUCUUAUAUUCGUAAAUCUUGAAAUUUCGAAUAUACAAUAAAUCGUAGAUUUUAUCUCGUAGAAUCGUAAUACUUUAAUAUUUUAAUAAUAUAAUAUAUUUAGAUGAUCUCGUCACUGGAUAUUGAUGAUUCAUAUGUUUUCACGAGACUUUUGCGGUGCCUGUGGUAGGAUUAUAUUUAAAUGUAAAUUUUCAUUUAUUUUCGACAAAAACGGCCAAUGUUUGUGCGGUCGACUAGCUCCCGGCGAAUCAAGUAGCGAACAUUUACUGCCAUCGUCACUGGCUUUUCUGUCCUCGGCUUGCCAAGCGGACGAUAGCGUAAAAGUCUUGCUAUCUAGAUAUCUCUAGACUAAUUAUUCUAAGUAUUCACUGUGAGGUUCGUAAUUUCCUUCGUUGAUUAAUCUCUCAAAUGUUUCGACCGACGUGAUUCGCUAUACUAUCCAAAAAAUUAAUCAUUAAAUCAUUACUAAAAAAUUUGCAAUUAUCUAAGAAACCAUUAUCUCAGGCUGCACAUUAUUAUAUGCAGUAUAUUUUUCAGAUUUAAUAUAUAUACAUAAAAAAUAAGAAAAAGUACUUAUAUAUACAUUUUAAUUUUUAUCUAUGUAGUGCCCUUUGGGGUUUUUGCGAGAAAGAGAAACGACUCGUGUUUGAGGGAUUAAGUAUAUGAAUUAUUGGUAAUAGUUAUUAAUUAUUUCCGAUGGCCACCAUAAUGAUUCGAUUCGCAGAUGGACAGGAAAUGCUGUGUAUGCUUGGGAUUGUAUUUAAAUGUAAAUUUUUAUUCCUCUUCGAGACACAAAGACAGCCAAUGUUUACGCUUCGUGCCAACACUGCCGUGUAAUUAAACAAUCGAUCGUUUGAUCUUCGAGCAACGAUAAUUGUAAAGCAACUUUGUACAACAGCCAUAGAUAAAUUUUGAUUCCUAAAACCAUUAAUUAACAAUAGAAGCAGAAUUUUUUAAAAGAAACUUAUGCGGUAAUAAAGAAUUUUCAAUUUGCAUCUUUAAACUGAAAAUUAAAAAUAUUAAAGUGUGAAUUUUUUUAUCUAACAGAUUUUUAUAGUCUUAAAAAAUUGAUAAACAGAAUUCUAAAAAUUACAUUUGCAGAUUAUUAAAAUGAUAAAAAUUUGCUAAUCUUUAACUCAGCAACAUUAAUUUAAAAAAAAGAAAUGCAACUUAUUAAUAUUUAUUAUUGUAACCCAAAAAAGUUCCAAAACUAUAUUGAGCAUUCGCGAAUUAUUCCAUUAUUUUUUUUCUCUAGUUCAGAGAAAAAAAAAAAUAAUAGAUCGGACAUUUGUUUGAAUCCUAAGAAAGAUAUUGUAAAACCGCAGGAAGUACUUAAGAAAUCCUGAUUAUUGUUACAUCGAUGUUGUGCCACUGCCUCGACGCGAUUUUCUUCCAUUAAAAUAUUAAUUUGUCCAAUUAACAAAUUGUUAACGAUUAAUUUUUUUUAUUAUGUUGGAAAUAUACAUACCCUAUAGAAAAAGACCUUGUGUUUUUGAGAAAUCUGAUUUGAAAUUGAUCUUAUUGGAAUUGAUAAUUAAAAAAUUAUCAAAGAUUGCAAAUUCUUCGAUAUUUUUAUAAUAAUGUUUUAAUUUUACUAGAUUUUCGUGAGACUUAGCAAAAAGUUAUUCGAUUCGAAUCACGAAAUGAGUCUUUCAACCGUUUUGCGAGAAGAUAAAUGUGUAAAGAGUCCUACGAAAUCGGUUGCGACAUACUUUUUGUUUAAUUAUUAGUUUGAUAAUUAAACAUGGAUGAUUAUUCCCGACACGUCGAUUAUAAACUGGUGCGACAAAAAAAAUGUAUGUAUGAGAGAAAAACGGAA
Molecule: messenger RNA, 5061 nt
Organism: Formica exsecta
Lineage: Eukaryota; Metazoa; Arthropoda; Insecta; Hymenoptera; Formicidae
Product: PWWP domain-containing protein 2A-like
Exons: 7
Coding region: 215-2464 (749 amino acids)
Cellular component (GO): chromocenter; nucleus
Molecular function (GO): chromatin binding
Source: RefSeq, a predicted model, not a curated record